Choloepus didactylus (southern two-toed sloth) is the source of this 3045-nucleotide messenger RNA. RefSeq names its product alcohol dehydrogenase iron containing 1 (gene ADHFE1). The record is from RefSeq and is a predicted model, not a curated record. Gene Ontology annotation, molecular function: metal ion binding; alcohol dehydrogenase (NAD+) activity. NCBI's taxonomy places the organism in Eukaryota, Metazoa, Chordata, Mammalia, Pilosa, Megalonychidae. Gene Ontology annotation, cellular component: mitochondrion. The transcript is spliced from 14 exons. The coding region runs from base 16 to 1359 and encodes 447 amino acids.
AGGAGCUGCGCAGCCAUGGCCGCCGCCGGCAGGGCCCGGGUCGCACAUUUGCUGAGGCAACUGCAGAGCGCAGCAUGCCAGUGCCCAACUCAUUCUCAUACUUACACCCAAGCUCCUGGACUUUCACCUUCUGGGAAAACAACAGAUUAUGCCUUUGAGAUGGCUGUUUCAAAUAUUAGAUAUGGAGCAGGAGUUACAAAGGAAGUGGGCAUGGACCUUCAAAACAUGGGUGCUAAAAAUGUCUGCUUGAUGACAGACAAGAACCUCUCCCGGCUCCCUCCUGUAGAAGUAGUUAUGAAUUCCCUGGUCAAGAGUGGCAUAAACUUUCAGGUUUAUGAUAAUGUGAGGGUGGAACCAACAGAUACAAGUUUCAUGGAGGCUAUUGAAUUUGCCAAAAAGGGAGCUUUUGAUGCCUACGUUGCUGUGGGCGGUAGCUCCACCAUCGACACCUGUAAGGCUGCUAACCUGUAUGCAUCCAGCCCUCAUUCUGAUUUCCUGGAUUAUGUCAACGCCCCCAUUGGGAAGGGCAAACCUGUGUCUGUACCUCUUAAGCCUCUAAUUGCAGUCCCAACUACUUCCGGAACCGGGAGUGAAACAACCGGGGUUGCCAUUUUUGACUAUGAACACAUGAAAGUAAAAACUGGCAUUGCCUCACGAGCCAUCAAACCCACCCUGGGGCUGGUGGACCCUCUGCACACCCUCCACAUGCCCGACCGAGUGGUUGCCAACAGUGGCUUCGAUGUGCUUUGCCAUGCCCUCGAGUCCUACACGGCCCUUCCCUACCACCUGCGGAGCCCCUGCCCUUCAAACCCUAUCACCCGGCCAGCCUACCAAGGGAGCAACCCCAUCAGCGACAUUUGGGCCAUCCACGCGCUGAAGAUUGUUUCUAAGUAUAUGAAGAGGGCUGUCAGAAAUCCUGAGGAUCUGGAAGCGAGGUCUAACAUGCACUUGGCGAGUGCUUUCGCGGGCAUUGGCUUUGGAAAUGCCGGUGUUCAUCUGUGCCAUGGGAUGUCUUACCCAAUUUCAGGUUUAGUGAAGACGUAUAAAGCAAAGGACUACAAUGUGGAUCACCCACUGGUGCCUCACGGCCUCUCUGUGGUGCUCACCGCCCCCGCGGUGUUCACCUUCACGGCGCAGGUGGAUCCCGAGCGGCACCUGGAGACGGCAAAAAUACUGGGAGCCGACAUCAGUACUGCCAGGGACCAAGACGCUGGGCUUGUCUUGGCAGACACACUUCGGAAAUUCUUGUUCGACCUAAAUGUUGAUGAUGGCCUGGCUGCCAUUGGAUACUCCAAGGCUGAUAUCCCUGCCCUAGUGAAAGGAACCCUACCCCAGGAACCACCAGUCCCGAAUCCUUGAUCAAACACCACAGCCAUGCUGGAGACAGCAAAGAGCACCCCUGUGUAUAGAGGUUCCAACUGCCAGGGCCGGGCAACGGGCAAGAAAAAAUUAAUCUUCGAAGCUGGAUUUCUGAAACCUCUGGAAAGAAACAUUUAUAUUUCAAAUCAAAACAUUUCAUUACCAAGGAGCGCUGUCUACCAAAAUGAGAACUUCCACUCCCUGGCAGACCGGCCAGCUGAAAUGUUGUUAUUUUAUGGAUGUGCUAAAAGUAGUCGUCUGAAUUUAUUUCAGUGCCCAAGUUAAUCAGUCGUCCUUCGUCUUACAUGUCAAUAAAUAAUAGCACAUUGCUGAACUGCCAUCUGAGGAAGUUUCACUUUUAUAUGAUACAGUUGAUGUGUGUAGGAACAAAUCCAAAACUUCAAGUCCUUGCCCCGUUUAAGCCACUGGAGUUAAAAAUGUAAAAGAGAAACUCAGCUCGGGCUUGGCCUUGCAGUACUUCUAAGAGCUCUGAGCUACUUCAGUGAAGAUCAUUUUAACAGGAUCAUCUCAAGGGGCUGUGGGCUGUCAGAUGAGACACUCCCCUAUUAUAAACAGAAUAGUUUGGCAAUAACCUUCAUCCAGAGCAGACCCUGAACUUCAGUAUUUUACUCUGCCACAAGCACAUACAUAGGUUACCAUAAACAAGUCUCUGCUUUGCUACGGAUUUUCAAAAUCCUUUAGGGCCUCUGAAAGAUCUGCUGAGAUUUCAAAAUUUACUGUUGCCUCCUCUAUACUCGUCGGUAUUGUCCCUAACCUUCUAUUCCCUUCUGUCCAUCGGUCCAUGCUUCCUUCCGUUCAUUCACCCUUUCACUUAACUAUUUAUUGAGACCUCCUAUAUAUACUAGGUGGUACACAGAAUACGCUGGGGAGGAAAACAAAGUUCCUUUCCUACCUCAUGGAGCGUACGUUCUAUUGGAGGGAGACUGUCAAAUAUACUAAAAAGAUGAGAUAUCGGUGAGAUCAUUUAGGACAAUGAUUAAUGGUGGGAAGAAAAAAACUGAGUCGCUGGAUAGUGAUUCGGCAUGGGGCAGUGGGGAGGCAUCUUUGUGAGGGUGAUCAGGGAAGGCUUCUCUGACCCGGUGGGAAGAUCUGGGGAAAGCAUUCGGGCAGGGGGUUGGCAAGGGGAGGGACCCUAGGACAGGGUCGAGUUCACGUUCAUGGGACUGAAAGGGAACACGGGGCUCCGUGGGUAAGCCAGUGGAAGGCAGAGUUAGAGCCGGGCAAGAAACCGGGCCAGCUCAGGCCAGGCAGGUGUUAGAGGCUGCGGUGAGAGGUUUGCGUUUUGUUCUCUUUGGCCUGGGAGGUCAUUGGAGAGUGUUAGGCAAGGGAAUGGUAGGAUCAGAUUUACACUGGAGGAUCACUCUGGCUGCCUGCUGAAGGGAGAAUGAACUAUAGGGGACAAGAGUGGAGCAGAAAUGGAAAGAGAGAGCACUGAGGAGGCCACUCAAGUAGAACAGACAAGGAGGCUGGUAACAAACUCACACAGUGGAACAGGAGGUGAUAGGUGGACGGAUGUGGGGCUCAUUUUGGAGGCAAGUAUGACAGACUUGCUGAUGGAUUGAAUGUGUAGGCAAGGCUGAAAGGGGAAUCAAGAAUGAUGCCCAGGUUUUUACCUGAGUUACUGGGCAUCAUUUCCGAGAUUAGGAAAAUGAGAUGGGGAGGCAG